Messenger RNA from Durusdinium trenchii, 1608 nucleotides. NCBI's taxonomy places the organism in Eukaryota, Dinophyceae, Suessiales, Symbiodiniaceae. The record is from the annotation of a GenBank genome assembly.
AGAUUUUCGGCUCCCAAGCCACGUAGUUUUUUGGAUCACUGCAAUUUCCCGCCAUGGCCACGUCUCACGACCUUGAUGUGACCAUUGCACCCAAGAAGAGCCGAGUCUCCGACGAGUGGAAGGAGCUUGAGAAGAAGGAGCCUUUGCUCAAGGAGAAUCCAAGGCGAUGGGUGAUGUUCCCGAUCCAGUUCCCCGCCAUCUGGGAGUUUUACAAGAAGCAUGAGGCCUCUUUCUGGACGGCCGAAGAGAUCGACCUCGCACAGGACAACAAAGAUUGGGAGAAGUUGACAGAGGGUGAGAAGCACUUCGUGAAGCAUGUCUUGGCCUUCUUCGCUGCCUCGGACGGGAUCGUCUUGGAGAACUUGGCUGCGCAGUUCUCCAGCGAGGUGCAGAUCCCCGAAGCGCGGGCCUUUUAUGGCUUCCAAAUCGCGAUGGAGAACAUCCAUUCCGAGACCUAUUCCCUGCUCAUUGAGCAGUACAUCAAAGAUCCUGCUGAAAAGGACACACUUUUUGACGCGAUCCAUACGAUGCCUGCAGUGCGAGACAAAGCCCGCUGGGCGGUGCAAUGGAUGAACCGUGAAGCUAGCUUCGCGGAGCGUCUCGUGGCCUUUGCUGCCGUCGAGGGUAUCCUCUUUAGCGGCUCCUUUUGCGCGCUCUUCUGGCUGAAGAAGCGGGGCUUGAUGCCGGGGCUGACCUUUUCCAACGAGCUCAUCAGCCGUGACGAAGGUCUCCACGCGGACUUCGCCUGCUUGUUGUACAGCAUGCUGCAGAACAAGCUGCCAGAGGACAUUGUGCACGAGAUCAUCAAAGGAGCUGUUGAAGUGGAGAGGGACUUCAUUUGUGGAGCUCUCCCUUGUGACCUGAUUGGUAUGAACAAGGAUCUCAUGACCCAGUAUAUCGAGUUUGUGGCUGACCGGCUGUUGUCAGCCCUUGGACACAGCAAGAUCUUCAACAGCAGCAACCCCUUUGAUUGGAUGGAGAUGAUCUCCCUCCAGGGCAAGACCAACUUCUUCGAGAAGCGUGCCUUCUAAAGCAAAUUCUCUGAGAGGGGACGUGCAAGUUUUGCUCUUGACCAUCAGGUCAGAGGUCAACAGGUCCCCAAACUGCACCAGAUUUCACAGUUAUGUGAAUGCCCUGAAGGAUGUGUUUGGGAGUCAUCCCGAGGUUCUUUUUUUAAAGAUCCUUUUAAGGGAGGUGCUCCACUGAAGUGAACAGUCAUGGAACGAACAUCGUAAGCAUUCAUCCUGACCACUUUUUCAUCAGCCAGCUGCCAUCUUCCAGGGGUCGGUGAGUACCAGAAGGCGGGCGUGAUGGCGGGCUACGGCCAGGGCGAAGCCCUGUCGGAAUUCGCUUUGGACAAAGACUUUUAGGAGUCCAAGAUGCCAACUGGGGCUGCUCGGCCAGGGAGACCAAUCCGACCCAUCCAGCUGGAUUGGCGAUGCUGUGUAGCUGCCAUUUAGAGAGAGAGUUUGCGUCGACGACCCUGUCGUGCAAAGAACCCUUUUAAUCCUUAGAUGUUGCGGCCGUGGAAGAUGGCCAGCAGAGUAGAUUUGCUUCCACAGGGUCCAGCUGUGCGAAGAAAGCCCUUGGGAGUGGAGAAAGGUGCGG